CUAAACACCGUGUAUUCAUGCAAACACACUCAUGCAUACAUGUUUUUACCAUUUCAAAGGAUAAAUUGUGCACAGCCAGAGUUUAAUUGGAGUAUUACUGUGGUUUUUCAGGCAAGGAGAGCUCUUCGGGCACUCAAAGGGCUUGUAAAGCUCCAAGCUUUGGUAAGAGGCCACAUUGUCCGAAAGCGAGCAAAGAUGACACUUCAAUGCAUGCAAGCGCUUGUACGAGUUCAAACUAGAGUCCGUGAUCAACGUAAGAGGCUUUCAUAUGAAGGAAGCAUAGGUUCCAUGUUCAGUGAUCCCAGCAGUUUAUGGGAAUCUCAUCUUGCAGACAGAAAGUCCAUUUCUAGAGAAGGAAGUAGCAUUGCAUAUGAUUGGGAUGAUCAUCAACACACCUUAGAGGAGAUCCAAGCCAUGAUACACAAAAGAAAGGAAGCUGCUCAGCUUGCUCAUGUCUUCUCUCACCAGAUGUGGAGAUCUGAGAAGAACCAAAUUCCAGGCAACCAAGAGGUUGAUGAAAGCAGCAGUUGGUCUGACCAGUUGGAGAGGAGGGGUAGAGCAUCUUGUGAUCAAAGAGAAACCAUAAAAACAGUGGAAAUUGACACUGCUAAGCCUAACUCUUUCUCCGGACUCAAUUUGCAGAGAUCACAAAAUCAAUAUUUGCACUACCAACAACAAAAACCCUGUUCAUACUCUGUUUCUUCCCCACUCAACAGAACACAUCAAAAUCUCUCCAUCCGCUCACCCAUCACACCAUCUCAAUCCAGAAGAAAACUACUCCCAGUGCAUUCAGCGAGCCCUCGUUGCCCAAGAGAAGCCGACAACUAUCCAAAAGCUCAGACACCAACUCUUCGCUCCAAUUCCUACCAUAGAAUGAGUGUAAGUGGGAAUUGUAGUUCUGUCCCAAUGCCGAGUUACAUGGCAGCUACUGCAUCGACCAAUGCUCGAGUUCGUUCACAGAGUGCACCAAGGCAGAGGCCUUUGACCCCAGAGAGAGAAAAACCAGGUUCAGUGAAGAAACGGCUGUCUUUCCCUGUUCAAGAUUCAUACAAUGACAUUGGCAUCGACUGUUGA
This is a messenger RNA of Ilex paraguariensis (yerba mate), 1074 nucleotides long. The record is from the annotation of a GenBank genome assembly. NCBI's taxonomy places the organism in Eukaryota, Viridiplantae, Streptophyta, Magnoliopsida, Aquifoliales, Aquifoliaceae.